AUGGCGAAAGCCGCACCAGCUACGAACCAACGCUCGGGAUCGCAGGCCAAGCGUAAGAAGGCCAGCUCCAGCGCCAAAGCAUCUUCAUCCACCCCAAAACAGGAACGCAAAACUGUCGACCCUACCAAGCUAGCAUGGUCUACCGUCCAUUUGCCCUCCGAAGCGCAGUCUGGAGGUGCGGGUGUUACCGAGUCCGACUUCUUCGACUCACUAAACUGGGAUGAUGACGACUUUAUGGGAUUGCAAGAGAUUGACGAUGUCGACGUGCUGCAAGAGACCCGAGAUGACGGUUCGCGCACCAUCACCUUUCGCGCUUCUGAGCGCAAACUGAAGAGCAAGCAGCAACAACCCGCGGUAGCACCUUCAGCCAAGAAAGAGACGGAAAGUGCAGCUGCAACGAAGUCAAAGCCGAAGAAGCAGUCCAAGAAGGGGCCUAUCGAAGAAGUCGCUUCUGAUGUCGAGCCGGACAGCGCGAUAGACGCGAUUGAAUCCGCAGAUGUCACGGCCGCCACUCAAGACGACCUUGAGGCGGAUUCAGAUGCAUGCGAGACAGCGGUAGAUGUGACGCUACCAGCUCCAGGAGAUGCUGUCGACUCCGACAUCGACUUUGACGACGAUCAUCUAGCCGAAGCUUUCCGCAACGCCCACCAGCUCGAUCUGCAGGAUGACCAAGACGACCAAGCUGAAUUCGAUGACAAACUCCUUCCUUCGUGGUCACACCUGCCACUCCAUUCAGAUCUCAAACGCGCCUUGCUCCACAAAGGAUUCAACCAGCCGACCGAGAUCCAGAACCGAUCCAUUCCUUUCGCUCUUGGUCUGGAACAAGCAGCAGCCUCCUCCGACGACUCGGAGGACGACAAUAUUGCUGCCGCCUCCACCGCUGCAGGAAAUCCUCGCAGGAAGCGCGACGUCGUCGGUGUCUCGCAAACCGGUAGCGGUAAGACUCUCGCCUACGGUCUGCCCAUCCUCAAUUACCUCUUUGAGAACGCAGAAAACGCCAUCGCUUCAUCCUCCCGCCGCACCGCGGCCGACGACGUUCCACCGCCUCUCGGCGCGCUCAUCCUCUGUCCCACUCGCGAACUUGCGCUGCAAGUCUCCUCGCAUCUCACAGACCUCGUUCGAGCCAGCUGCAUCGUCGACGACUCCACAGAGAUCACGCACAAGAAGCUUCUCCGACGUCCCCAGAUCGCCGUCGUCUGCGGUGGAAUGUCGGAACAAAAGCAACGACGACUCCUCGACGGCCGUUCGAGACAGGGCGAUCGCAACUCUGGCGUCGACAUCAUCGUCGCCACCCCGGGUCGUCUUUGGGAGAUGACAAGACUGGACGAUCGUCUGGCAGCAAGGAUCAAGCAGACUCGUUUCUUGGUGUUGGACGAAGCGGAUAGGAUGGUCGAGGUCGGGCAUUUCGCAGAGAUGGAGCACAUUCUGAACCUUGUCAACAGGUCGGAAGCGAGACGUCCGUCGGAAGGGAAAGAUGGCCAGCAGCAGGGAAGCGGAUCGGACGAAGAUGACGAGGCGGAGAUCGAAACGCAUGGUGUCAAACCAAGCUCGAGCAUGCAGACCUUCAUCUUUUCCGCAACGCUCAGCAAGGCUUUGCAGGUCAACCUCAAGAGGCGUAAAAAGCUCAAGCAGUUCACCAAGAAGCGUCAUCUGAAGCGCCAGGACAACGCAACUACGUUGGACGAGCUGAUGGACCGGGUUGAUUUCCGAGACGCUGCGCCGGCGGUGAUCGACCUGACCCCCGGUCAAGGGUUGCCCGAGGGACUGAUGGAGACCAAGAUCGAGUGUGUCGGCAAGGACAAGGAUCUGUACCUGUACUACUUUUUGCUGCGGUACCCUGGUCGAACGCUCGUCUUUGUCAACUCGAUCGACGGCAUCCGUCGCCUGACACCGCUGCUCGCCCAACUCAACGUAGUCUGCUAUCCGAUCCACAGUCAGCUCCAACAGAAGCAACGUCUCAAGAACCUCGAUCGAUUCCGCGCGUUCAACCGUACCGCCAAGACGAACAACUGCGUGCUGCUGGCGACCGACGUAGCUGCGCGUGGACUCGACAUCCCCAGCGUCGAACACGUCGUCCACUACCAACUUCCACGAUCCGCCGAUACUUACGUGCAUCGAUCGGGACGUACCGCACGUGCCGGCAGCACCGGCGUCGCACUGGCCCUGAUCGAACCCAAGGAGAAGCAGCUUUGGUCCAAACUGUGUCGUGCCAUGUCGCGCAAGACGGACAUCGCCACCUUCCCCAUCAGCUUCUCCACCCUCUCGCUCCUCCGGGAUCGCGUCGAACUGGCACUCGCCAUCGACAAACAGACCCACUCGGCCAACAAACAGCAGCACGACGACAACUGGCUCGCCAAGCUAGCCGAGGAAGCGGAUCUCGCCCUGUCCGACGACGACGAUGUGGAUCCUGAUGCACCUAAGAGUCGGCGAGGAGGGAGGAAGGUGGAGGAGGCGAAGCUGAACGAGAUGAAGUCGAGGUUGUCGACGAUGCUGGCGAGACCGAUUACGAUGAAGGGGUUGUCGCACAGGUACUUGACCGCGGGUGGGUUGCAGGGGAGUGCGUGGGUGGACGAUAUGGUGAGGAGCCAAAACCACGGUGAGAUUCUGGGGGUGGAGAACACGGAUGCCAGGACAGAGUUGCAGUCGAGACAGCAGGCAGAGCAGCCGAGUAGAAAGAAGCAAAAGACGGAAAAGGGCGCCAAAGCUGCAAAGGUUGCGGCCGUCAGUGCGGAUACCGCAAAGACGGUCGCUGCAACAGCAGCAGCAUCGGCGGCAGCAGAGACGAUGUCGAACAAGACCAAGAAGAACAAGAAGAAACAGCACCAGCGUCAAAAGAUCAAGCCGUACCAGAAGAAGGAGUAG
Pseudozyma hubeiensis SY62 is the source of this 2862-nucleotide messenger RNA. RefSeq lists its product as hypothetical. Gene Ontology annotation, molecular function: ATP binding; nucleic acid binding; RNA helicase activity. The transcript has a single exon. Lineage: Eukaryota; Fungi; Basidiomycota; Ustilaginomycetes; Ustilaginales; Ustilaginaceae. Bases 1 to 2862 code for a protein of 953 amino acids. Gene Ontology annotation, cellular component: nucleolus. The record is from RefSeq and is a predicted model, not a curated record.